AUGUCAACUUUUAAUCCUAUCGAAUAUGAUGAUCUCAUAUAUCGUCAUCGUCAAUCAAGUGAUCUUUUGUGGUCAUUAAAAAAUUGGCAUGAUCCAUUAGUUGAUAAUAAAGAACAAUCAAUUAAAUCUAAAAAAUUAAUUAAUAAAACUACACAGGUAUCAUCAAUAAUAACACCAGUACAUUAUGAAACAUUACCAAGAAAUUCUGAACAAAUAAAAUCUGAUGUUUUAAAUAGUUUAGCAUUAAAAUAUACUCUCGAAACAUUAGGUAAUGAUACAAAUGCCAAUGAACAAGCAAAAUCUAUUAUUCAAGAAAUGUCGCAUCGUUUAAAUAUACGAACGGCACGUUUUCUUGCAUUUAUAUUUUCGAAAAUAUUCAAUCAAGUUUAUGAAAAUAUUUAUAUCGAUCGAAAUGGUAUAGAUUGUCUAUACAAAUUAUAUUGUUUAACACCAAACAAUAAAUUACCAAAUAUUCCAGCGUCACCAAUAACAAUCUCAUCAACAUUAUUUGCUAUUUUAAAUACAUUUUCACGUUCAUCAUCAUCGCCAGAUUCAAAUCUAUUAGCAACACCAUUAUCAUCACCAUUAACCACCAAACAUUACAUAACAUCACCAAGAAUUAUUUAUUUACCAACACAUCGAAGUUACAUGGAUUUUAUUAUUUUAACAUAUUUGUGUUUCGAAUAUAAUAUUCCAUUACCAUGUAUUGCAGCUGCACAAGAUUUUCUUGGUCUUGGAUUAUUAGCUAAUUUACUUCGACAUUGUGGUGCAUUUUUUAUUCGACGUUCAUUUCGCAGUGAUUUACUCUAUUGGACAAUAUUUGAUGAAUAUGUCAAAACGCAUUUAAUUCAUGGAGAUUAUCCAUUAGAAUUUUUCAUUGAAGGAGCACGUUCUAGAACAUUAAAAACUUUAUUACCUGUUCGACAAGGAAUGUUAAAAUCAUGUUUAGAAUGUUAUUUUCGUCGACAAGUCGAUAAUUUAAUAUUGAUACCUAUUUCAAUUAAUUAUGAAAAAGUUUUAGAAGAUAAUUUGCAUGCUAAUGAAUUAUUAGGAAUACCAAAACCGAAAGAAUCUAAAAGUGGUUUAUUUAAAUCAAUACAAAUAUUAAAAAAAUCAUUUGGAACAAUGAUUGUAAAAUUUAGUGAUCCAAUUUAUGUUUAUGAUGCUUAUGAAUUAUUUAAAAAACAACAAGAAAAUAAACUAAAUAGUCGUUGCGAUUCUUUCAAUCGAUCGAUUCCGCGUGGUGUUCAACCACGUUUCACUUGUCAACCCGAUGGAUUUAAUGAAUUGGAACUAAAUUUUGUUGAUCAACUUUCUUAUCGAAUCGUCCAUGAACAACAACGUUUAACAGCAAUCUAUCCAAUAACUGUUGUGGCAUUUUCUUUUCUUUCUUCGUUCACAGUGAUGCCUAGAAGUCGAUCAGUAUCACUUGAACAACUAUUUGCAGAUAAAGAAACGUUGUUUAUCGAACAUAAUGAUAUUGUUGAAUACUAUUCUACUAAUUGUCAAAUAUUUUGGCCAUCAAAUAAUGAUAAAAACAAUUUGAAACAACGACUUUUAUCACUUUAUUCAGAUGUAUUUGAUAUUAGUGGAAAUAAUCAUCUGAAACUAAAAAUAACAGGAGACAAUCUCGUUGAUGCUUCACUUCUUAUGAAGUUGAUUAUGUAUCGAAAUACGUGUUUACAUUUAUUUGCUAAACCAGCGUAUAUUCUGUUGGCAUGUCAAGUUAAUUCUCAGGCUUCAAUCUCUUAUCAACAAUUAAAAACUUAUUAUCAUUUUUUUAUACAUUUAUUUGCUUAUGAAUUUGUUUAUGAUCAAUGUCCAGUAGAUAAUAUUGACGAUCAAUAUUUUGAUAGGUAUCUGACUUAUUGGAUAAAUAAAAAUUAUAUUUUUCAUAUUGAUGAAUCAACAUUUAAAAUUAAUUCAAAUUUUCUUCAGCAAAUUUCAUUAAUAACUAGUCCUUUUGAACAAUACGCUCGUGCCUAUUUAUUAAUUUAUGAACAAGGAAAUAAUUUAACAGAAACAAGUUUAUCAGUAUUAACAAAAGUCUAUCAAAAAAAUUUAUUAACUAAACUUGAUUCACAGAAUAUAAUCAAUAUAUUAGCAUCAUCAUCCAACGUGAUAAGUAAUGCUCUAAGAACACUAAACUCAAGUAAUGCAUCGAAGACAUUAUCUGAAAUUCGUCAUAUAUUGACAAAAAUAUUCCAACCAGUAUCAAUUCAUCUCCGUGCUAAGUUAUAG
Molecule: messenger RNA, 2241 nt
Organism: Rotaria socialis
Lineage: Eukaryota; Metazoa; Rotifera; Eurotatoria; Philodinida; Philodinidae
Source: the annotation of a GenBank genome assembly